GAAAGUGGGUUUGUUUAGGGAAUAGCAAAUACUGACAAAACAAAAGUAGGUUUAAUAUAAUACUCCAUGAAAAAACAACCCCAUGUUCGAAGAAAGAAGAUCCUACUUUCAUAUUCUACCAAACCAUGUUCACCUGCACUUUUUUAUACAUUAUUAUAUAUCUUACAUUUAUAUGAAGCUGCACCAUAUACGUCUGUAUGCCACUUCCCCAUUUCCUGGAUCAUGCUUUUUCACUGGCACUGCUUUCCUCUGCUUAUUGGACCUCCAUUUUUUUAAGAGAAAGAUCCAGUUUUUUUUCCUAACAAAGCUUUGGGUCUACAGUGCGAGAAGUAAACGGUUUGGUUGCUUAUUUGAAAAAUGGAGGAGGGGAAUGGGAUGUUGAUACAGCAACAAAGGUCAUUGGCUGAGACUCCAACCUAUUCUGUGGCUUCAGUUGUUACAGUCAUGGUCUUCUUGUGCUUUCUGGUGGAAAGGUCAAUCUACAGAUUUGGAAAGUGGUUGAAGAAGACCAGGAGGAAAGCACUUUUUUCUUCAUUGGAGAAAAUUAAGGAAGAGCUGAUGCUACUUGGCCUUAUAUCCUUAUUUUUGGCACAAUGUGCAAGGUGGAUCUCUGAGAUUUGUGUAGAUUCAUCUCUUUUCAGCAGUGAUCGUUUCUAUCUUUGUUCAGAGGAUGAUUAUGGUGUCCAUAAGAAUAUUAUACUUGAAAGUACUAUCUCUUCUCUCAAUGAGACUCGAGUUGCUACAAAAGGAAUACAUACUCAUUCAUCUCAUCAAUGUGGUGAGGGCCGCGAACCAUUUGUUUCUUAUGAGGGCCUUGAGCAGCUACAUCGUUUUCUGUUCGUUCUCGGGAUAACUCAUGUUUUGUAUAGUUGUGUGGCUGUUGGUCUGGCUAUGAGCAAGAUUUACAGUUGGAGGAAAUGGGAAAAUCAGGUUAGCCUGCUGGCUGAUGGUAAUUUGCAAGCAAAGAAAAACAAGGUGAUGAGACGUCAGACCACCUUUGUUUUCCAUCACACAUCUCAUCCAUGGAGCAGGAGUCGAGUUCUCAUUUGGAUGCUCUGCUUUCUAAGACAAUUUAAAAGUUCUAUCGAGAAAUCAGACUACUUGGCACUGAGAUUGGGCUUCAUCACAAAGCACAAACUGCCACUUUCUUAUAAUUUUCAUAGAUACAUGGUCCGAAGCAUGGAAGACGAAUUUCAUGGUAUCCUUGGAAUUAGCUGGCCACUUUGGGGUUAUGCCAUAAUCUGCAUCUUCAUAAAUGUGCAUGGUCUGCAUAUUUACUUCUGGCUUUCUUUCAUCCCCGCUAUUCUUGUCAUGCUGGUUGGAACAAAACUUCAACAUGUAGUGUCUUCUUUAGCACUUGAAAUUGUGGAACAAACUGGACCACCUGUUGGUACUCAAGUAAAGCCUCGAGAUGAUCUGUUUUGGUUUGGAAAACCUGAGAUUUUACUACGGUUGAUACAAUUCAUCAUCUUUCAGAACGCCUUUGAGAUGGCAACAUUUAUCUGGUCCUUGUGGGGACUUGAUGGUAAGAGAUCAUGUGUCAUGGAAAACGAUUAUAUGAUAGUCACUCGAUUGGCAUCUGGAGUAGUUAUUCAGUUCUGGUGUAGCUACAGCACAGUGCCUCUGAAUGUAAUUGUUACACAGAUGGGAUCUCGGUUUAAGAAAGCUUUGGUUGCUGAAAGUGUGAGAGAGUCACUCCACAGUUGGUGUAAGAGAGUAAAGGAAAGGUCUAAACGUGAUUCUCUUCACUCUCAUACUACAAGAUCAGUUUGUUCCCUUGAUACCACAAUCGAUGAAGGAGAUGAAAUCACCAUUGCCUCUGGUACUCUAUCUCGGAGCUCAUCUUUGGGCUCACUGAAUCAAGUAACUGUAGUACCAACCGAGCAGCCUCAGGCUGCUAUCCAAACUUCUCGGGUGGAAGAGUAUUUGUCUGAAACUCUAAGCAUUAACAAUGCAUCAGAGCUUCCUUCAAAUGGUGAAGAAGAAGAAGAGGACACAGGAAACAAUGGGGUGGAGGAACAGAAAGUAAAAACUCUUCUUGAGUUAUUUCAGAAUACAUGAACAAGUCCAUUUUUCAUUGGUUUAAAUUAUAUCAUCAGUUCCAAGCUUCAUUUUUACCAUGGAAGUGAAAGUAAUACCCAACUAAGUGUUAAUGACAGCAUCUCUUGAAGCACAUACCAAGAAAUUAGAAUACAAAGUUAGCUUGAAGUUGCUAGCUGCUGAGCUACGUAUAUCAACUAAAUGUUCAAAAAAAAUGUUUUGAACAUGCAACAUUUUUUUUACCUUCAAUUUUUCUUUUCUUUUCUUUUCAUUUUAUUUUAUAUUUUUGUUCUUUUGUUUUUAAAAAAUAACGUUCAAACUUCUAGGACCUAAAGGCUCACAAUGUAUUAAAACUCUCAAGUAAUUAUGGUAUAGCAUAAUUUAUCCCAAAAAUAUGAGAAAUUGUGGACUACCACAUAACUGGUCUUGUUCUUCGAGACCAUAUCUUCAAUCUUAUUUCUACAUAAAGCGUGGACAUAAUGAACCAUAUUACAGAGGAUUAAUAUACAUAUUUAUAUAUAUAUAUAAGAGAGAGAGAGAGAGAGAGAGAGAGAGACAAAGACAGAAACAGA
Ziziphus jujuba (common jujube) is the source of this 2612-nucleotide messenger RNA. RefSeq names its product MLO-like protein 4. The record is from RefSeq and is a predicted model, not a curated record. Gene Ontology annotation, cellular component: membrane. The transcript has 15 exons. Lineage: Eukaryota; Viridiplantae; Streptophyta; Magnoliopsida; Rosales; Rhamnaceae. Bases 358 to 2061 code for a protein of 567 amino acids. Gene Ontology annotation, biological process: defense response.